Molecule: messenger RNA, 4809 nt
Organism: Hyla sarda
Lineage: Eukaryota; Metazoa; Chordata; Amphibia; Anura; Hylidae
Gene: PCDH11X
Product: protocadherin 11 X-linked
Exons: 7
Coding region: 623-4357 (1244 amino acids)
Biological process (GO): homophilic cell-cell adhesion
Cellular component (GO): plasma membrane; catenin complex
Molecular function (GO): calcium ion binding; cadherin binding
Source: RefSeq, a predicted model, not a curated record
GCUGCUCGGUGCUCACCAUAGACUCUGAGGUCUCCAGCAGACACAGUCUCUACUGCAAGAAAGCAUCAUCAGCCCAGAUCUGGUGGUCACCAGAGGGCAUGGCAUGAGGGAUCUGUCUGCAGGGAUCACCACCAGAUCACUUUCUCCCAAGGAAUAAGAAUUCUUCACCAUUGCAUCCUUUUUUUUUUUUUUGUUCCUAGUAUGAGAGGUUGACAACUUGUAAGCAGACUUUGAGCCUUGAGGAAGCCUUGGAGAAACCUUGCAGAAGCCCUGAAGAAGCCUUGGAGAAACCUUGCAGAAGCCUUGGAGAAGCCUUGGAGAAGGCAGCCCACCUACCUGGCUAUGUGGGGAUUGCAUUGUUGACAGCAGAGCUUGCACUCCAUUCCAAGAGUCAGACAGAACUUUGGAUACACUCUGUGCUGUUUCAGGAGGGAUCCAUCCUUUUGCUGCUGCUGGGGACUCUAUGGAAUGAAGAAGGAGCUAUUGAACCCAGGGUUAGCUUUGCAUGGUGCUGCUGCUAUCCUUAUUGUAGAUGAUGCUCUGGAGUUGCUGCACAACUAUCACACCAGCCUUUAUGCCAUACAGGAAUUAAAGGUCCAGGGUUAGAAGAACCAUUCUGGAGAUGGACUUGCUAUCUGCAUCGUACGUCUUGGCAGUUCUGAUAUCCUGUAUCGUCUAUGAGUCUGGUGCUCAGGAAAAGAAUUACAUUAUAAGAGAAGAACAGGGUGAAAACGUCUCCAUCGGGAACUUGUUGAGGGACCUAAAUCUGACGUUGGACCCUGACAGAGCCCUCUCCACCCCGCUUCAUUUUAAACUGGUCUACAAGACUGGAGAUGUCCCUCUGGUGCGGGUGGAAGAGAACACGGGGGAGAUCUUCACCACCUCCAAUCGGAUAGACCGGGAAAAGCUUUGUGCUGGAAUCUUCUCGGAGAACAAAUGCUUUUAUGAAGUGGAGGUGGCCGUUCUUCCAGACGAGAUCUUUAGGUUGGUCAAGAUCCGCUUCCUUAUCGAAGACAUCAAUGACAACGCUCCUCUCUUCCCAUCUACAGUCAUCAAUAUUUCCAUUCCGGAAAACACAGCCGUCAAUUCUAGAUAUACUGUACCAUCUGCCAACGAUCCAGAUGUGGGCAAGAAUGGAAUCCAAAACUAUGACCUCCUCAAGGGCCAAAAUGUGUUUGGACUCGAUGUCAUUGAAACUCCCGAAGGAGACAAGUGGCCCCAACUUAUUGUCCAGCAGAGUCUGGAUAGAGAGCAGAGGGACACAUACGUCAUGAAGAUCAAAGUGGAAGACGGUGGGAAUCCUCCGAGAUCGAGUACUGCAAUAUUACAAGUCACCGUCACCGAUGUCAAUGACAAUCGUCCUGUUUUUAAGGAUAAAGACAUGGAAGUGAAUAUUCCCGAAGAUGCGGCUGUGGGGACCUCGGUGACACAACUCCAUGCCACUGAUGCCGAUCUGGGCUCCAAUGCCAAGAUCCACUUUUAUUUUGGAAACCAAGUCUCCAACAUUGCCAGGCGCCAUUUUGCCAUUGAUAAUAACACUGGAUUAAUUACCGUUAAGGAACCUCUGGACCGCGAAGAAUCUCAUUACCACAAGCUGACAGUCUUGGCAAGUGACGGGAGUUCAACUCCUUCUCGAGCCACCGUCACCAUCAACAUCACCGACAUCAAUGACAACAUCCCAUCGAUCGAUACAAGGUAUAUCAUAAACCCUGUCAAUGGGACUGUACAAAUAUCCGAGAAGGCUCCACUCAACACAAAAAUUGCCCUGAUCACCGUCACCGAUAAGGAUGCCGAUCUCAAUGGGAAGGUGACCUGUUUCACAGACCAUGAUGUUCCCUUCAGGUUAAAACCAGUGUUUGACAAUCAGUUCCUCUUGGAAACCGCGGCCCCUCUGGAUUACGAGACAACCAGGGAAUAUGCAAUCAAAAUAGUUGCCUCCGAUUCUGGAAAACCACCACUCAACCAAUCCGCAAUGCUUCUUAUAAAAGUAAAGGAUGAGAAUGACAAUCCUCCCAUUUUUACUCUUCCCGUCAUUGGUUUGUCCUUUGUUGAAAACAAUCCGCCUGGCACAGAGCUGACCAAAAUCAGUGCAACCGAUGCUGACAGUGGGCGUAAUGCUGAGCUCAGUUACAUGCUGGGCCCCAAUGCCCCAUCCAUAUUUAAUCUGGAUCGGCGGACAGGUAUUCUCACCGCCGUAAGGAAACUGGACCGGGAGAAGCAGGACCGGUAUACCUUUACCGUAAUUGCUAAGGACAAUGGAAUGCCUUCCUUACAAACCAAUACCACAGUGACCUUAUCAGUCCUUGAUCAAAACGAUAACAGUCCCUCAUUCACUCACAAUGAAUACAACUUUUAUGUACCGGAGAAUCUACCGACUUAUGGCACCGUUGGCCUUAUCACAGUAACGGAUGAAGACAUAGGAGAGAACGCUGAGUUUACGCUCUCACUUGUGAAUGCAAAGGAUAAUUUUAUAAUCGAUCCUCAUACGGGGGUCAUUAAACCAAAUAUAACCUUCGAUAGGGAGCAACAAGGCGCUUACACCUUUCAAGUCAAAGCUGUCGAUCGAGGAACUCCACAAAAGUCUUCAACGGUAAAAGUGACCAUAUUUGUGGAGGACGUCAAUGAUAACCGGCCUGUAUUUGUUGUCCCGUCCACAAAUUAUUCCUAUGAAUUGGUGCCAACCUUAACCAAUCCUGGCUCUGUUGUAACCAAAGUCUUUGCCGUGGAUAAUGACACCGGGAUAAAUGCCGACUUACGUUACAGUAUAAUAGGAGGAAACUCAAGAGGUUUGUUCACCAUUGAUGAAAGGAGUGGUAAUAUCAGCCUGAAGGAGAAAAUACUGGCUGGUGAUCAUGGUUUGCACCGGCUGGUGAUAAAAGUUAAUGAUUCGGGGAAACCUGAGCCUUUUCACACUCUUGCUCUGGUGCAUUUGUUUGUCAAUGAAACCAUCACCAAUGGAUCUUACGUUCAAGAACUUGUAAGGAGAAACAUGGAGACUCCGGUCGGGCAAAACAUCGGAGAUGGAGAGAUCACACCACAGACCAACGACUAUGUCAAAAUCAUUAUCGCAAUCAUUGCGGGAACCAUGACCGUGAUUUUGGUCAUUUUUGUCACUGCUCUGGUACGUUGCCGCCAAACCCCCCGCCACAAAGUGGUUCAAAAGAACAAGCAGAGUGGGGAAUGGGUUUCUCCAAACCAAGAAAACAGGCAAAUCAAGAAAAAGAGGAAGAAGAAGAAGCGCUCUCCAAAAAAUCUCCUCCUCAAUUUUGUUACUAUAGAAGAAUCAAAGACUGAGGAUCCUGCCCAUGAACACAUCAAUGGCACGUUGGACAUCCCGGUGGAGUUAGAAGAGCAAACUAUGGGGAAAUACAAUUGGGGCACCACUCCGACUACAUUCAAACCCGAUAGUCCAGAUCUGGCCAAGCACUACAAGUCUGCUUCUCCACAACCUACCUUCCAGAUAAAGCCAGAGACACCGGUUCCUCCUAAAAAACAUCACGUCAUCCAGGAACUACCACUUGACAACACAUUUGUUGUGGGCUGUGACUCAUUGUCUAAGUGCUCCUCCAGCAGCUCGGAUCCUUACAGUGUCUCAGAGUGCAGUUGUCAAGGAGGCUUCAAGGCACCCGGCCCCAUCCACACACGACAGCAAGGAAAAGACUCUGGAAAACUUCAAUCUCCUCUGAAGGAAUCGAAUCUGGAGACCUGGAUUCAACCACCGGUUCAGCGUCGCGUCACCUUCCAUCUCCCUGACGGCUCUCAGGAGAGUUGUAGUGACGGCGGAUUGGGCGACCCAGAAACCAAUAGUGGCUCCAACGUAUCUCACCCUCUACCCCUCGGCUUUGGCCAGGAGGAAUAUUACGAGCAAUCGUCCACCAAUAGCAGAACGGAGGGUGAUGGGAACUCCGAUCCAGAAUCAAAAUUACACCUACUAAAUUGUAUCACUCAGGCGCCUCCAUUCGGGCCCCCGGCAAUUGAAAUCAACCUCCAGAAAGCCCUUGCAGAAGCCUCAGAGACCUGCACCCAAGAAUGCCUCAUCCUCGGCCACUCCGAUAACUGCUGGAUGCCACCGUCUCUGACCCAAUACCAACAAUCCAACCCGCCUUUGCCAACAUUCGGCUUCCAGCAAGGUUGGGGAAGAGGUAUGAGACCGGACGGAGUACACACCCUUGGAAGACCUCUGCCCAAGGAAGAUCCCGACAAGGUUUCAUCUCGACCCCAGUUUUACAACACGUGCGAGAGACAUUGUACCAUCGAGGAUCCUGUCAAAGUUAUUCCCUUGGCAAAUUUUACCCCGUGUCAACAAGCAGCGGCUUCAGGGAGUAAUUCUAAGUUUGUACACGAGCACCAACUCUGAAGUGUAUCUAGUAGGCUCGUUCUGUGUAUACUUGUGUGUCAGAUGUACAUAGUCACAGCUUAAAACUCCAUAAAAUAUAUGUAAGAUACGUAGGAGUGUGAAACGAGCUACAUUGUGUAUAUAGAACUCUACAUCUAAUGACUGAAGUAAGACUAAUGCUAUGUAUUGUAUGUUCUUAAAAAGUGUCAACCACAACCAUUCCAUCAGAACGUUAUUCUCCCAUAACUUUUAUGGGCUACAAAUGAGCCAGUCGUCUUGUCUGAGGUCAUCUUGUCUGAGCUUAAAGGGGUACUCCACUUGGAGAAAAAAAUGUAAUCAAUUGGUGCCAGAAAGUUUAACAGAUUUGUAAAUUACUUCUAUUAAAAAAUCUUAAUCCAUCCAAUACUUAUCAGCUGCUGUAUGAUACAGAGGAAGUUAUUUUCUUUUUGAAUUUCCUUUCUGUCUGACCACAG